Homalodisca vitripennis (glassy-winged sharpshooter) is the source of this 4047-nucleotide messenger RNA. RefSeq names its product neprilysin-4-like. Gene Ontology annotation, biological process: protein processing. Gene Ontology annotation, cellular component: plasma membrane. Gene Ontology annotation, molecular function: metalloendopeptidase activity. The coding region runs from base 285 to 2531 and encodes 748 amino acids. The record is from RefSeq and is a predicted model, not a curated record. Lineage: Eukaryota; Metazoa; Arthropoda; Insecta; Hemiptera; Cicadellidae. The transcript has 18 exons.
AACUCAUGAUCAAGAUUUACUGUAUUUCAAUAUAUAUUUUGUAAAAGUAAGAACUAAAGAACACAUACAUAAUAGUGGAAAGGAAAUGUGUAGAAUUUGGCAACUGUAAAAAGGAUAUGAUGGACAUUCUGGUUGGUCCUAUGGUGAUGUGAUAUCAGGAACAUGUCAAUGUCCUCUGAAGAUGAGCAGAGCGGUGUCCUAGUUGAUAACAGAGAUAACAGAUUGUGCCAUCCUCUUCCUGAUCAGUCUGUAUGUCUGUCUCUUGAUCAACGCAACCAGUUGUCAUGUUCUGGCUACUAGUAGCAUUGUCUAUGGGCUGUUCCGUCUCCGCAAGGAUUCACAGUCCUCUCAUGUUCCGAGAUCUCAUCCUCAACGCAGAGGCUGGCAACCUGCCACCAUCUCUAGGUCUGCAAAGAAAUACCCAAGAAAAUGCAGAGGUCUGCUCCACACCUGAAUGUAUGGCUGCAGCCAAGGAGCUCAAGGCCUCUAUGAAUCUCUCCGUAGACCCCUGCCAGGACUUUUACCAGUUCUCCUGCGGAGGGUGGAUCAAGAAUAAUCCAGUGCCUGCCACGGAGUCUCACUUCAACCAGUUUAAUCUGGUCUCCAAGACUCUUUACAUUCAGCUCCGAGAUUUACUGGAAGCUCCAGAUUCCGAUGAUGAUCCAGCUCCAGUGAAAAAUGCAAGACAAAGCUACAAGGCCUGUAUGGAUACUAAGAGCGUGGAGGCUGAAGGCCUGAAGCCACUAGCGGAGCUUGUAAAACGGUAUGGAGGCUGGCCUAUGGCUCAGAAGCUCUGGUACAAGAAGUCAUUCGAUUGGCAGCUCAUGUCUGCAGAACUCAUGAAGCUUUGGGGCCUCUCCCCACUAAUCUUCUUCUAUGUUGGCCCUGACCGCCGAAACUCCAAUAUUAGCGUUAUCACAAUUGAUCAGCCAUCACUAGUCUUGCCACGUUCCAUGCUGGCUGAUAGUGUUGUCUACAAGAAACAGCUGACUGCGUACGUCCACUGGGUGGCACAGGCCGCAUUGCUACUCGCACAGGCCACUGGCGAACAGGUCUCUGAGGAUUCAGCCUAUCAAGAUGCAGCUGACGUUGUACAGUUUGAGAUGGAACUGGCUACACUGACAGCUCCCAAUGAGAUGCGCAGAGACGGGCGUAGAAUGUACAAUGAUAUGACACUGCGUCAGCUACAGCAAUGGACGGAUUCUGCAGCUGUUGAAUCUCCUAUGAUAGACUGGUUGCAAAUGGUCCGGAGACUGUUCAAGGACAUGGAUGUUAAGAUAGAAUACUCUGAGAGAGUUGUGGUGAGAGAGUUGGAUUUCCUUUUCAAAAUGGUUCAACUCCUGGAGACCACAUCUUCCAGAGUCGUUGCGAACUACAUGCACUGGAGACUGGUGAAGCUGAUCAACCGAGACCUGAACUACGAGAUGGCCCAACUCUCCUUUGAGUUUGAUAAAGUUUUGUCUGGAGCAACAGAAGAUUUGCCCAGAUGGGAAGAGUGUGUGCUGGGUACCAAUAUGCUUUGGAGAUUUGCCGUAGCCUACAAAUAUGUCCAACUACAUUUUGAUGAUGAGGCUAAACAGUCUGCUCUCCAGAUGGUGGGUCAUCUCCGAGCUGGACUACUGGAACAACUGGAGAAGGUAUCCUGGAUGGAUGAGGAGACCAGGAGAGCAGCUCAGCUCAAGGUUCACCAGAUGACACAGUGUAUUGGUUAUCCACAUUGGUUCAACAAUCAGUCCUACCUGGAGCACUUCUAUAGUGAGUUGACUGCAGGACCGAAUCAUCUGAAGAAUGUUGAAAACGGAAAGACAUUUCAAGUGAAGAGGCUUUUUACGAAGCUUCGUAAACCAACUGAUAGAUAUGAAUGGUCAGCCAGCCCUGCAGUGGUAAAUGCUUACAUAGACUUCCAGCUUAACUCUAUCAUUUUACCUGCUGGUAUCCUGCAGCCACCUUUCUUUGGUAAAGGUAGAACCGAAGCUCUGAACUAUGGAGGCAUAGGAGUGGUUAUUGGCCACGAGAUCACACAUGCUUUUGAUGACGUUGGUAGGCAGAGUGAUGGGUUUGGAAAUCUGGCGCAGUGGUGGACCGACGGCACCGUGGAGAGAUAUCUCGACAAGACCAAGUGUUUCGUCAGGCAGUACAGCAACUACAGGGUGCCUCAACUGGAUGAGAUGCUAAUGAAAACAGCUUAUAUGAAUGGAGUGGUUACACUGGGUGAAAACAUGGCUGAUAACGGGGGUCUUCACCAAGCAUUUGCAGCUUACCGGCGUUUCACACAGACCAAUGGAGUUGAGAAACGUCUCCCAGGGCUUGAGCAGUUUUCACCUGAACAGUUGUUCUUCGUCGCAUUUGCUAGGAACUGGUGUGAGUCCAGCACAAAGGAAUCACUUCUCCAGGAGGUCCUGAGCGAUCCUCACAGCCCUCACAUGUUCCGGGUAUUUGGCAGCCUUACCAACUCUCCAGAAUUCUCUCAGGUCUUCCAGUGUCCUUUGGGCACUCCUAUGAACCCACCAUCCAAGUGUACCUUUUGGUGAUUUUUACAGACUCCACUUGUUGGGUACUAACUACCCCUUUGUUUUUACACAGUCCUCAAUUUCCCACGGAAUUGACUGAUAUUUAAGCAAUGAACUUAUUUGAGGCAGAAUUAAGUGUGGCCUUACACCAUAGCACAGAGUGGUAUUUGAAGGAAAGCAAACAAUGUCUAUAUUUUUAUCUGUUCAUUGUACGCACAAGAUCCCUUUUCUACACCAGGAAACAAUUAAUAGGGAAAUAAUAACUAGCAUAUCAUUCAAUGAACUUCUGGAAAGAAUAACAUUGUUUAUUUAGCAUACACAUUUAUUACUUUUAUUUAUAGGCCUGAGAUGGGCAAUUAACUUGAAUGAUAGAAGCCGUAGAGUUGAAAAUUAAAUUAGAUCUACAACUAAAUGCCAAUUAUUAGAACAGUUUGAAAAGUCAGAUUUGUUAUAAUAUACCUUUUAAUGAAAAUUGUAUUACAUUUAAAGUAUUUUUAAAACAAUCUUUACAGUUUAAUUUCUUUGUUAAUUUGAAAUAUUGUAUGAAGUAAAAAUCAAGACAGUUGCUUAGAUGAAGAAAUUGAAAUGUCUAAAAAGUUAAAUAAAUACAGGAAAUUACAAAACUGCUUAAUUUACAGGUAUGGAAUGGUUGGUGGAGUAAAAUAUUAAAAGAUCUUCCUCUAAUAAUAUAUCAAAAAUGUAUUUUUUUAUUACAAAAAUACAGCAAUUUCUCUAGAGAUUCCAAUGCGUUCAAAUUAUUUUUAUAGUCUGAAAACACCCUUCACUCUUUUAUACUUUGAUAACAACCCUGUAUCCACAUGAUCCUUGUGGUUUUUCUGUGCCGUUUUUACCACUUGCCGUAUAUUGAACAAAGGGAAGCCACAACAUUUUUAUAUAAACUUUUAAAGUCUAUGAACUGAUUUACCCAAAAUAGUUAAUUUGAUGUUCUCUACAAUAAAAGUUAAAAUACUUAAAAGUUUCGUUUUGCUUAUUGGCAUGUUUUAUUACAAGUAAAAAAUUAACAAUAACCUAAAUAAAAACCAGGUUGUAAAAUUUAAUUCAACCACAACAUUUUAAAAACUGAGAUCCGCUCAUUCAAGUGAAACUCCUACAAAUUAAGAUUAAUCCAGUAGUUAAAGGUGAUAGCGGGUACCCAUUAGAAACUCAUUGCGCGAAGAAAGGAUUAUUUUCAAACAAAAACUGGAAGAAAACAUAUUAGUUAUUAUAUAUCUUAUGACUGUUGGAAGAGGAAAGUUUGAGUUUUCACUAUUGUUUUUUGAGUUUUUGGUACUGCUCACUUGGUUAGCAAUGUCAUGUGUGCCAUAUUCUGCAACCAGCAAACAACUGUCGUAAAAGAUUGUUAAUAAUGCAAGUAGAAGUACUGUUUAUGUAUUUUAAUUGUUCUGAAUUAAAAUUGUAAGAGUUACAGGUUUAGUUUUCCAUCAUUUUAUCUUACCUUGUAUCAAUGUUAUACAUUACAGUUUAGCUUUUGUACAUUUUGUGAAUUAAUGUAAAUAAAGUUUUAUAUAUUUUGUAA